UUGAAAGUCGGAAAGUCUUUUCUAUGCUCUGCACAAGAAGUUCCUCUGCCACGCCCUGGGUUUCUCUUUCCAGAGGCUUAAAACCCUUCUUCCUCUGCCCUACAUGGGUAGCUCUGACAGGUCGUAGAGAAGAAAGACACACAAAGGCCUCUGAGCCUGAGACUAAGGACUGCUUCCAUCCUCAGUAGGACCCCAACACAGAGACCUGGAAAGAUGGUGCUAGAUCUUCUGGGACACUUUCCUCACCUCCUAUUGCUGCUGGGAUUAUGGGGGCCGAUGCAUCCGCUUUUUGCUGUACCUCAGAAUUUGACCAAGGCUGAAUGGUUUGAAAUCCAGCAUUUACAGCCAAGUCCUCUCCUAUGCAAUCAAGGAAUGCGGGGUGUAAACAAUUAUAUCCAGCACUGUAAGCCUGUAAAUACCUUUCUGCAUGACUCCUUCCAGAACGUGACUGCUGUCUGUAACUUGACAAACAUCACCUGCAAGAAUGGACUGAACAACUGUCACCAGAGCCAAAACCCUGUUAACAUUACUCAUUGCAGACUCACUGCAGGAAAGUAUCCUAAAUGCACCUACAAGAAUGCUGCCCUAUACAAGUCCUUCAUUGUUGCCUGUGAUCCCCCUCAGACGGGAGACCCUCCCUAUCCGUUAGUUCCUGUGCACUUAGAUAAGAUCAUUUAAGUUUUCUAUCAGUUUUCCUCUCACUUGGCACAGGUGCUCUUAGGAUCUCUUCUGCUUU
This is a messenger RNA of Loxodonta africana (African savanna elephant), 736 nucleotides long. Its product is annotated as ribonuclease K6. The transcript has 2 exons. Gene Ontology annotation, molecular function: nucleic acid binding; RNA nuclease activity. Lineage: Eukaryota; Metazoa; Chordata; Mammalia; Proboscidea; Elephantidae. Bases 214 to 678 code for a protein of 154 amino acids. The record is from RefSeq and is a predicted model, not a curated record. Gene Ontology annotation, biological process: defense response to Gram-positive bacterium; innate immune response; antimicrobial humoral immune response mediated by antimicrobial peptide.